UUUUUGAUGUGCAAUCAAUUUAAAAUAUCAUUCACCAGAUCAUAGCAUAUACAGGGCUUUCUAAUCGAUGGCCAAUCAAACCAUAUUUCGUACGGACAGUCAGGUAUCUCAGGACAGUACGGUCAGUGCCGGUCCAUCGUCGGGUGUUUUUCCUAAAGCCGUCACCGAUUUGGGCUUUAUAUUGGGCGAAAAAGUAGGAGAGGGCGCAUACGCUACUGUUUUUAAGGUAACGUCGUCCAAAAUACCGGACAAACUGUUUGCCUGCAAGUGGUUCGACCUGACAAACCCUGAUCAGGCCAUCUGGCGGGACAAGUGUCUGAAAAAUGAGAUGAAAAUCAUGAGAAAAUUGAAACACAAGAACGUAAUGCACGCGCACGACGUGGUAAAGACCAGACGUCAAGCGUUUAUAUUUAUGAACUUUGCGACCAACGGAUCCAUUGGUGACUAUUUAGAGAAAACCAAGAAACCUAUUGAAGAGAAAAAAUCAAAAAAAUGGUUUCGAGAUAUUAUGGAAGGGUUGGCCUAUUUGCACGUCAAAGGUGUGGCCCAUCGUGACCUCAAACCCGAUAACUUUUUGUUGGACAACAACUUUACCGAUGCAUUGCUAACCGAUUUUGGGUUUGCCGUUGUGUCGCUCGAGACACCCACCGAAAAGCUGAUGCGGGGAACCACUUGUGGCACCCAAUUGUAUAGCGCACCCGAAGUUCUAGCACUGGAAGACGGAAAGGUAUACGACGCCAAACGGGCCGACCUGUACUCUAUGGGUGUCUCAAUGUUUGAAAUGCUGUGCUUUAACCGACCGUUUGGCUCAGAGGUCGGCCGUAAAGACACUUAUGUAGCGAAACAAAAGGCCAAAAAGUAUUUGUACCGCAAAGGUGUGAAUCUUGAGGCACAGAAACUCUGCAAUUUACUACUGGAGCCCAAACCUGAAAAACGAUUGACAGCCAGUGAUGCACUCACAUACAACUGGUUCAAGUGAUGGUUAGGUUUAGUUGGCUUAGAGAUACCGUAGUAUACAAUCAAUGACAACAACAACAACAUAACA
Molecule: messenger RNA, 1045 nt
Organism: Oppia nitens
Lineage: Eukaryota; Metazoa; Arthropoda; Arachnida; Sarcoptiformes; Oppiidae
Product: testis-specific serine/threonine-protein kinase 3-like
Exons: 1
Coding region: 68-979 (303 amino acids)
Biological process (GO): autophagy; peptidyl-serine phosphorylation; protein autophosphorylation
Cellular component (GO): cytoplasm; autophagosome
Molecular function (GO): protein serine/threonine kinase activity; ATP binding
Source: RefSeq, a predicted model, not a curated record